CGCGGAGCAGGCGGUCAGCGAUGGGCGAGGGCGCGCUGGCUCCGGGCCUGCAGCUGCUGCUCCGCGCCUGCGAGCAGGGUGACACCGACACGGCGCGGCGCCUGCUGGAGCCAGGCGCAGACCCGGCCGCGGGGCCCGAGGCGGGAGCGGAGCCGGCAGGGCCCGAGGCGGUCCGGGCAGCGGAGGCCGGGGUGCCGGUGCCGGUGGACUGCUCCGAUGAGGCGGGCAACUCGGCGCUGCAGCUGGCGGCGGCUGGUGGCCACGAGCCACUCGUGAGGUUCCUGCUGCGCCGCGGAGCCUCGGUCAACAGCCGCAACCACUACGGCUGGAGCGCGCUCAUGCAGGCGGCCAGGUGUGGGCAUGUGAGCGUGGCACACCUCCUUUUGGAUCAUGGAGCCGAUGUCAACGCUCAGAAUCGGCUGGGUGCCAGCGUGCUCACCGUGGCUUCUCGGGGUGGCCACCUGGGUGUGGUGAAGCUGCUGCUAGAGGCGGGAGCCAUUGUGGACCACCACACCCCUUCUGGAGAGUCCCCAGCAAUGGGAGGCAGCGGGGAUGAACUGCUGGGCAUCACAGCCCUGAUGGCCGCUGUUCAGCAUGGACACGAGGCCGUGGUACGUCUGCUGAUGGAGUGGGGUGCGGACCCCAACCACACAGCCCGGACUGUGGGCUGGAGCCCUCUGAUGCUGGCAGCCCUCCUUGGGAAGCUGAGUGUGGUGCAGCAGCUGGUGGAGAAGGGAGCUAACCCUGACCACCUCGGUGUGCUGGAGAAGACCGCCUUCGAGGUUGCUCUUGACCGCAAGUACAGGGAUCUUGCUGAAUACCUGGACCCACUGACCACUGUCAGGCCAAAAACAGAUGAGGAGAAGAGGCGACCAGAUAUUUUCCAUGCCCUGAAGAUGGGGAACUUCCAGCUGGUGAAGGAGAUUGCUGAUGAAGACCCCAACCACGUGAACCUGGUCAACGGGGACGGGGCGACCCCACUGAUGCUGGCUGCUGUCACGGGGCACUUGCCCCUGGUACAGCUGCUGGUGGAGAAGCACGCAGACAUGGACAAGCAGGACAGCGUGCAUGGCUGGACGGCCCUCAUGCAGGCCACCUACCACGGAAAUAAAGAAAUUGUCAAGUAUCUGCUAAAUCAAGGGGCUGAUGUUGCUCUUCGAGCCAAAAAUGGGUACACGGCCUUUGACCUGGUGAUGCUGCUGAAUGAUCCUGACACUGAACUUGUUCGACUGCUGGCGUCAGUGUGCAUGCAGGUGAAUAAAGACCGAGGUCGACCCAGCCAACGACCACCCCUGCCCCACUCGAAGGCCAGGCAACCCUGGAGCAUCCCCAUGCUGCCCGACGACAAGGGAGGCCUGAAGUCCUGGUGGAGCCGGAUGUCCAACAGGUUCCGAAAGCUCAAACUCAUGCAGACACUGCCACGUGGGCUGGCUGCCAACCAACCAUUGCCUUUCUCUGACGAGCCUGAGCUAGCGCUGGACUCCACCAUGCGGGCACCCCCCCAGGACAGGACUAGCCACCUUGGGCCUCCUGAAGCAGCCCAUGCAACCAAAGACAGUGGUCCUGGGAACCCAAGAAGAGAGAAGGAAGAUGUGUUACUGACAACCAUGCUGCGAAACGGAGCGCCCUUCCCCCGGCUCCCCAGUGACAAGCUAAAGGCCGUCAUCCCACCCUUCCUGCCCCCGUCCAGCUUUGAGCUGUGGAGCUCUGACAGGUCCCGCACAUGUCACAACGGGAAGGCAGACCCCACGAAGACUGCACUACCCCCAAGAGCCAGCAGGGCCCACCCCGUGGGCUGUGUGGGCACAGACGGUGCUACCAGCAGGCCCGUCAAAUUCCCCAGCAUCUCCAGAAGCCCCGCGUCCCCCGCCAGCUCUGGGAGCUUUAACCACUCGCCUCACUCCUCAGGGGGUGCCAGUGGCAUUGGCGGCAUGAGCAGGCUGGGUGGUGAGCUGCAUAGCCGCUCAGGUGGCAGCGUAGACAGUGUCCUGUCCCAGAUCGCUGCUCAGAGGAAGAAAGCAGCCGGCUUGUGUGAGCAGAAGCCCCGCCAGCAGUCCAGUCCCGUGGGGCCAGCUACCAGCUCCAGCCCGCCUGAGCUCCCAGCCUCCCUCCCAAGCAGUGGUAGUGGCUCUUCCAGUGGCCCUUCCAGCAGCAAGAAACUGGACCCCAGCAAACGGCCUCCCUCUGGAACUUCUGCUACCUCUAAAAGCACCUCUCCCACCCUUACGCCCUCCCCCUCACCCAAAGGGCACACUGCAGAGUCCUCGGUGUCUUCCUCCUCGUCUCACCGGCAGUCUAAGAGCAGUGGGGGCUCCAGCAGUGGCACCAUCACCGAUGAGGAUGAACUGACUGGAAUCCUUAAGAAGUUAUCACUUGAGAAAUACCAGCCCAUCUUCGAGGAACAAGAGGUGGACAUGGAAGCCUUCCUCACACUCACCGACGGUGACCUGCAGGAGCUGGGAAUUAAGACAGAUGGUUCCCGGCAGCAGAUCCUGGCAGCCAUCUCUGAGCUGAAUGCGGGCAAGGGGCGUGAGAGGCAGAUUCUACAGGAAACCAUUCACAACUUCCACUCUUCCUUUGAAAGCAGUGCCAGCAACACCAGAGCCCCUGGCAAUGGUCCCUCCAUGGCCGGAUGGGCAAGGCCAGAAGAAACCGUGUCUAGCAGGAGGUAGCCACAGCGUUGGUGGCUCCGCUGGCCUCGGAGCCCUGAGGCAUUGAAGGUUGAGCAGUGCUUCCCUGCCCUUCCAUCGUGUCUGCUCCUGGGUUGUUUCUUCCCUGGGACUCACAGCAGGUGGACAGAAGGGAGGCCGGGCAACCAAAUCAUCAGAGUGGACUCACCAUCAGAGCUGAUGCAGUGGGCAGGGCCUGGGAAGUCCUCCUCUCUGUCUCUGCCUUGCAGAGGCCUGAGAACAUGCAGGCCAUGCUGGAGGCCGCAUGGCUGCAGAUGUAAACCCUAACCAGUACGUGCAAGUACAUGCUGCCCUCGAGGCCUGAGACCCUUCCAGAAAAGAUGCUACACAGAGAUGAACCCCUGUAGAAGGUGUGGUGAAGCACCCCACUGUGGCUGCCAUGGUUCAUUUUAAGCAAUCAUCAAUAGACCCUGUUCAACAAGUGAGGAAGCUCGAUGCUCUCCCUAAUGAAGUUGGUGCCCGGUUCUGCAGACUGCCAAGGAGAGGGUGCCGAGACCCUCGGGAGUUUCCUGCUCACUCACGUGUGGCCUCCAGAGAACUGGCCAGGCUCCCCACUGCUCCUGAUGUGCUACAGACCUGGACACAGCCAUGCUUGUAGUCUAGCUGCACAUAAUGGACAGUGACAUGAGGGUGCAGGAGGAAGCUCUGAGGAAGAGCCACACGGGAAGAGAGCUCCAUUCCCACCCGCUUCCCUCGUCUUCAGCUCUUCCAGUCCCACUGGGCUUCCUUCUUAUGGCCAAAACCAUACUAGCUGCUGGCCAGAGCCCUGCCGCUGAGUAGAGCCGACUCAUCUCAGGGCAGGGUCCUGUUUCCUGUGUGAACCUUCCCUCUAAGUCCAGCAGACACAGCCCCAGUCAUCUCCAUCAGGAUACCCAGUGGCAGGACUAGAAUGUGACCUUGUCCCAGCUCACACUAGGGCAGAGACCAAGGUGCCAUCUUGCUUCAGCCCUGCAGUUGGUUUUCAUUUUUCUCACAUCAGUUGCAGCGUUAUUUCUACACGGGGGUGUGAUUCUUGGAAAGAUUUUUCCUUGCCAGACUAUAUCUAUUAAAAAUGGGGAAUGUGUCCCCUGAGUUUGUGCUCUU
Mus caroli (Ryukyu mouse) is the source of this 3773-nucleotide messenger RNA. It is a transcript of the gene Anks6, whose product is annotated as ankyrin repeat and sterile alpha motif domain containing 6. Lineage: Eukaryota; Metazoa; Chordata; Mammalia; Rodentia; Muridae. Gene Ontology annotation, cellular component: cytoplasm. The record is from RefSeq and is a predicted model, not a curated record. Gene Ontology annotation, molecular function: protein binding. Gene Ontology annotation, biological process: innate immune response.